UAGUAUGAGAUAAUCUCACAGCGCGCGACACUCGCUUUCAGUGCGUCUGCUCACAAAAGACACGACGCUAGUCUGUCACACAAUCUCUCGAUGAAGCGCUGCGUUAUUCUUAUUUAAUAUUUUUUAGUCAUAACUACAUUAACACUUUGUACGCGCAAGUUUGUGAUAAAAAGAGCUGUGUGAUAAAACAUAACCUAACCAUUUCGAUAUCAAUAAAACCGCUCAAGCGAUAAAUUUGUACUGUUGUAUAAAAAAAGAGAACUCGCCUGACCUUCACGACUAGCAAGAGCCCAGCAACUGGUAGGUAACUGCAGGUAGAGAGACAUCACCGCUUGUCAGACGAAUUCUACAUUGUUGCAAAAAUGGGGAAGAUACACGAGCGUCGUCUGGAACAGCCAACGCCGAACGUAUCUGUGGGAAAAGUCAUACUCGACAAGUUGCGCCAGAAUGGCGAUCGUGUUUAUGCAAUAGACGGACCAACCGGCAAUCGGAUGACAUAUAGCGAACUGCUCGAGAAAAGCGUGAAGUUUGCGAACUUUUUACAAAAAUACGGGAUAAAAAUCGGGGACAGAAUUGGCAUCGCAACUGAAAAUCGAUUGAAUUGGUUAAUACCAGCUUGCGCGAGCUUUUAUCUCGGCGCUAUAGUAGCACCGUACAAUCCAAUGUAUACGGAAUAUGAAUUCCAACACGUAUUAAGUAUUGCAAAGCCACGCAUUAUUUUUGUAUCUCGGCGCACCGAAAAUCUUUUCGUCAAAAUGCUACCAAAAUUAUCCUGGAAAGUGGAACUAAUAGAAUUGGACGAUCAACCGCUCACGGCAAACGUCCGUACGUUGACGAAUAUCUUAAAUAACGAACCAAGUGUAGACUACAUGAGAUAUAAAGCCGCAGAUAUCGGUGACGCCAGUCGGCAUCCGUUGACUAUUCUAUGUUCGAGCGGAACCACGGGGUUGCCGAAAGGAGUAACGCUAUCUCAUAAAAAUAUAAUGGCGUUUUUCACGAAAAUAAGCAAGCCCGAGUACUUGGAUAUAAAAAAGGGUGAUAGAAUACUGAUGGUGUUGCCGUUUUAUCACGGCUACGCGAUGAGCACGACGAUACUCGGUAUUUAUACGAGCUGCACCGUGAUCGUGAUGCCCGCCUUCGAGCCGAAACUCUUCCUGACCCUGGUGCAGGAGCACAGGAUCACCCAUCUGCCGCUCGUGCCGCCGAUCCUGACGUUCCUGGCGAAACACCCGCUGGUGGAGAAGUACGACUUUCGCAGCGUGAGAGAACUCAUCUGCGGAGCGGCGCCGGUUGCGAAGGACAUCAUAGCCGCGGUGAAGACUCGCAUCGGCGUGAAAUGCGUUCGCAACGGCUACGGCAUGACGGAGUUGUCGGUAGUGAGCGGUUUAAGCGGGCGCGACGACGACGACGAUGCGUUCGAGGUUCCAGGAUCCGGAUUGCUCAUGCCUGGUUUUCUCGGCAAAGUGGUUGAUCUCGAGACACAAGAGACGCUGGAGGCUGGUCAGGUGGGCGAGAUCUGUUACCUGGGUGAGCAAGUGAUGCUGGGUUACUGGAACAACCCCGAGGCGACCAGGCAGACCAUUGACCAGGACGGAUGGCUUCACACCGGCGACAUCGGCUACUUCGACGACAAAAACAAGCUGCACGUGAUCGACCGCGUCAAGGAGCUGAUCAAGUACAAAGGCUAUCAAGUUUCGCCGUCGGAGAUCGAGACCGUCCUAUUAUCGCAUCCCGAAGUAAAAGACGCCGCGGUUGCCGGCAAACCUGACGAACGUAGCGGGGAGGUUCCCGUGGCUUUCGUAGUGAAGCAACCCGGCGCCAAGAUCACCGCCCAAGACCUACAGGAACUCGUUAAAAAGCAACUGUCACCGCAAAAAUGGCUGUACGGCGGAGUGCAAUUUGUCGAUGCCAUACCGAAGAAUCCUGCCGGCAAGAUUCUACGCCGCGAACUACGAGCAAUGAUUUCUAAAUUGUAAUAAUAGAAAUCGCAUAUCGAUGGAUUUGCGCUCGUAUAAGCGCAAGUAUAAAUCCCCCUUGAUGAAGAUCGAAAGAAGCAUUAAAUCAACAAAGUACAUAAAUUGUAAUAUUGUUAACAUUGCCAAGACCGAAUUGGCAAUCGCUCAAGAAAAGUGUCAUGAUGCGUGUAUGUACCAAGAAAUAUUUCUGCGUUAACGAGCUUCUCACUGCGUAGGAAGAGUGAUUAAGCGCCGCGGAUUUCUUCGUUGCAGAAACGCAAAUUUAUUGCAGCCUUGUUGUCACGUUGAUUAAUUCGUGAAUAAACCGUUGAACAACCGUGACCGAUUAAAUAUACGAGCGCUCGGUGGACCAGUUCCAUCCUCCCGAAUGUAACGAGACGGCACAGCGUGAGGGUGUUUUGAGUUAUAUUACACGAUAUCACUCUUGCGCCCCGACUUGCAGCGCUACGAAAAUAAGCGAAGAAACCUGUUGCGUUACACACGUCGACGAGAAACGCGAGCGCGUUCUCAUAUUUCAUCAAUACCUAAACUUCUACUUUUUUUUUCCUUUACGACGAUACGAGUCGAGCUUCUUAUCAAUCCUUUCAGUGAAUCUCUGUAGUAAUUCGAAAAAUAUCUACGAUUAAUUAUUUAAAUAAAUAAUAGGUAUUUUGAAUAAAGACAGCUUAUCUCGAAA
Molecule: messenger RNA, 2652 nt
Organism: Temnothorax curvispinosus
Lineage: Eukaryota; Metazoa; Arthropoda; Insecta; Hymenoptera; Formicidae
Product: 4-coumarate--CoA ligase 1-like
Exons: 7
Coding region: 363-1976 (537 amino acids)
Biological process (GO): long-chain fatty acid metabolic process; fatty-acyl-CoA biosynthetic process
Molecular function (GO): long-chain fatty acid-CoA ligase activity
Source: RefSeq, a predicted model, not a curated record